Molecule: messenger RNA, 1359 nt
Organism: Melanotaenia boesemani (Boeseman's rainbowfish)
Lineage: Eukaryota; Metazoa; Chordata; Actinopteri; Atheriniformes; Melanotaeniidae
Exons: 7
Coding region: 28-1359 (443 amino acids)
Source: RefSeq, a predicted model, not a curated record
GCCGACUUUGCUGCUGAACACUUUGCCAUGGCUCAAGACAAGAACUGCGACCGCCGUGUGCUUCACUGCCUGAUAUGCCUCAAGCCAACAGAGGUCCUUACAUCCCACCUCUCCAGGGUGUGCAUGAAAAACCAUACACCGGAGGAGCGGCAGCUCGAGCUGAAGAAGGCCAAGGAGUCCACCAAGGCCUGGACUUGUGAAGGCAGGUCAUGGGACUACCUUGACAUCUUCAAGUGGUGUCCUCACGUCCCGUCCAGGCAAGCUCUGGUUAGAGAGCUCAAGAGAAGAGGCUUUUUUGUCCUGAACUGCCCACCAGAUCUUGAAAAUCAAGAAGCUGAGGAGACAACAGUGCCUGAAGAAGAGCAGCCAUCAACCUCUGCUGCCCCACCCCCGCACAGAGAAGACCACGCUGAGGAAGGCAGCCCCACUCCAGCCUCUGAAGCGGAGGGAGGCAGCUCCAGUGACCCCACAUGGCAACGGUCAGAUCCCGAGUUCGCCACAUCAUUGAGGGUUCGCAUGCAGGAGGAAAACUUGUAUGCCAAGUUCCCACCUGAGGCAUCACUGCUGAAGAAGUUCAAGCACCAUUUGGAAUCUGUGCUCCAGAUUCCCAACUGCCAGCAUGAGGUCGACAAUGUGUCGAGGAUGCUGCGGUAUAUGCAGCCCACUGGCAAUGAGGUCAACUUGGACUUCCUCCAGAACACCUCUUUAGUGGGUGACUACUUCGAUGCCCUGAGAAGAGUGGGUCAGUCUGCAGCCACACGCAUAAACUACCUCAAAAGCAUGUUGAAGUUCAUCAAGUUCAUAAAGCUGGAACAUGGGGCCUCUGAUCCGGACACAAUGAACAAAUGUACUCACUACAUGGAGUUCCUGAGUGUACUUAGAAAGCCAAUUUCUAAAACGCACAGCAGAGACCUCUGCAGUAAAAGGCAUGAGUACUUCGUUGGACCAAAGGUGACAGUACACACCUUCCAGCAACUCCUCCGAGAGGCCAAGAAGGAUGCCCUUGUAACUUACGGACGUCUUCUCAGUCGUGAACCGGUGACCGAGGAGCAGAAGAUGUCUUACCGUUACUACUGUGAAGCCAUCCUCCUUCUGGGUCAUUUCCAGAGGCCUGGAGCAGUGGAUGGACUGACGGUUACGGAAUGGCUGCAGAAAGAGCUGCAACGGACGGGUGGUCGUGGCUGUCAAGUCCCACAAGAAGGCCAACAGUUAAUUGACCAGUACUACACGUCAGUACAACCCGACCACGUAAAAGACCUGGAGGACGAAGAUGUGGCUGCUGACCGGCUGUUUCUGGGGAGAAAUGGCAAACCCCUCAGCAGUGCCACCAACGACCUCCGGCGUCUGCAUGAACAGUGA